This is a messenger RNA of Varroa destructor (honeybee mite), 1422 nucleotides long. RefSeq lists its product as uncharacterized. NCBI's taxonomy places the organism in Eukaryota, Metazoa, Arthropoda, Arachnida, Mesostigmata, Varroidae. The record is from RefSeq and is a predicted model, not a curated record.
GCCUCGUUCCAAUAUCAGGGAUGUUCAUAACGCAUGCGACCGAUUCAGGGGAAUUUUUUCGUAUGAUUGACACUUUGGCCUAUGUCAUGCUCAUUCUAACUACUCUACUAGUACCUCUUACCGUUGCGUUCAUCGAGGCAACGCUACGAGCCGCCAAAAACCAUUCAACGAUAUCGCUCUUCGAGUGCAAGUCCGAUUUCUACAACCUUGUAACAGCAACUCUAGCAGGAAUGUUAAAUCUUGGCUCGGAGUUGGUUCCCUUUAAAAGUACAUCAUCUCGUUUGGUUUUGACGUCCUUGAGUGUUAUGCAAACCUUUUUUACAAUUACGUUGUCAGGAACCAUAAUGGCGGCAAUUAUGGUGAAAUCGCCGACAUCGCGUAUAGAAACGCUCCAGGACCUGGCAAGCAAAACUCAGGUGAACCCACUCGUUCCACUGGGAACCACGAUCGUUGACGCAUUAAAGUCAGUUGAUGAUCCCCGAUACCGUACAAUAUACAAAAGGGCGGAGGAUAGGGGUUUUCUUUCAGUGGAGACGUUUAUAUCACUUGAAACGAUGCAUGAACUCGCUAACGGAAGCGGCGUCGUCUUCUUUAGCUGUGAAAGCACGAGCCUUUUUUUCGCAUCAGUCUUCGCACCGUACCGAGGUAAGGCGUGGCUCUUCUGCGGAUCAGAAUCGAUAUCGGAUUAUAUGUACUCAAGUUACUUCUCAAUGACCUUUGAUUCCAACUUCAUAAUGGAGGCAUUCACUCGAUACCAGUGGCUAAUUGAUAUGCCCAGCCGUUGGAUUCACCCUUUCGUGUUCGGGGCUCUUGGGGACGAAUUUUACACGAGUAAAGCUAGGAUAACAAGUUCAGGGAAGAACGGCCUCACGACGACAGAAUUUCAUGGCGUGUUAGUAGCCUGUUGUAUGUUACACGCUUUCGCUUUCGUCAUAUUCAUCAUGGAAGUUGUCGUAUAUCUUACCCUCGAAAUUAUACUGAAGUAUUCUUUUGGACUUCACAAGGAUCUGAAAUUGGCCAUUCCUACGUGUACACGUGGCGGCAAUACUUUUUUGUGAAGAUGCACUGCAACAGGUCAUCUUUAAACGCAAACGAAAUUUCCUUCUGCUGUUUAGAGAUAAGCUGAAGGGGGUACUGUUAGAGCAGCAAGAUGCAAAAUUAGAAAAUGACCGUCAGCUAAUUCUCAACAUAGGCGCCAUGUGUUUUUGACUAAUAAGGUUUUUGAUACAAGACGUGAAAAUUAUUGUGACGAAACCGUUAAAGAACAUAACAAACGUACUGCUGACAGUUAAUAAACGGUCAGCUGCUGCCAAAUCUCGAUUUUUGUAAAAAGAACAUAAAACAUUGUGUUAGUUUUCAUGACUGGUAAUGAGUGCCAUACAGGAACAAUUGUGAACGUACAGAAACUUUGAAAAAUUUAAA